AUAUAUUAAAAAAUCGAACGACACUUGAUUUGACCCUCCAUCGAUCACAAAAAAAUUUUUUUGGAACUACAGAAAAGACGAUUACAUAUGGGAUAAAUGUUUCUCAACUUGGAUGUUUGUUGUUUUAUGGAUAAAAUUUCAUCAAAAAGAGUGAGAUCUACAAGGCCACACUUUUCUAAAGUUUGAUUUUUGCUAAUUGUGUUGACGAUGGCAGAGCGGGAAAGUGUGCCGCUAUUAUUGGGGUUUAUUCUCUUUUCGAUUGCAAGAGAAAUUCUCGUCGAAAGUAGAGGCUGUAACAACACUACUCAAGGUCCAUAUAACUGCAAGUGUGCGAGUUUCUGCUCUCUCAGUCGCAUUAAGAGAUGCUACUUUACUAGAAAAAGAAUUCAGGCUUUAUGUGUUUGCAAGGAGGGUCAUACAGGUGCUCAAUGCAACCAAUGUAAAAAUGGAUGGUACCAGAAUGGUAAUUUCUCAGAUCCCACAAACGUUUGCAUUCCCUGUAAUUGCACAGGAAACUUAGAUCUUACUAAAAUAAACAGUUGUGACCAGGUUACUGGAAAAUGUAUAAAAUGUGCAUCAAAAACAGCAGGAGAACAUUGUGAGCGUUGUGCCAGUGGUUUCUAUGGAGAUGCUGUUGUUGCAAAGAAUUGUACGGUGGAAUAUAAGGCUUCACAUCAAGGUACAGCAUGGCAUGUCAAUAAGGAAGCAAUUGUGAUAGCUACUUGUUCGUCAAUUGGUGCAGUUUGCAUAAUAGCUAUAGCGUAUCUCAUCUAUCAGAGACAUAAAAGAUUCUUAACAAAAGGCCGUAUACCUAAAUUUUGGACUGUGGAAAUCUCGAAUCGCAACUAUGAUGAUCUAGACUUUUCGCUUCUUGAUCCUGUGACAGACACUCCAUUUGUAUACCGUAACGACACUAGAGACUUUGAAGAAGCUUUGAUAGCAGAAGAUUCAAAAGCACAGUUACGUAUAGAUGUGGAUACAUACACUGCAGAGUUUGAAGACACAUCAUUUUGAUGAUGAGUUUACAAUUAUUACAUCAUAUAAUUUAUUUUGUUCAUUUAUACAUGAUUAAGGUUGUGUUCUUGUUUUGUAAAAUUGCAGAUUUUGACAUUGUCAUCACUGCACAGAUCACAAUUUUGCCAGUAUCUUUUUAUAGAGUAUUGCCAAGCUUUAAUAGUGGCAAACUCCAAGCUAGCUGCCWUCAGUUAAAUUAUGACUGUUGCUAAAUGUGUGACAUUAUUUAUAUUUGGUAAACAUUGUGUGCUGUAAUCAUAAGUCCAAAUUGAAUGACGGUUAGUUCUUCAUGCUUUUUAAAUCUUGGGCAWUAUAAUUGAUUGAAAUAUUGAUUUGUUUUAUAUGCAAUUUACCAAAAUCAAAAUAGAUUAGUUUAUUGCAUUUAAAUCAGUUUUACCAAGGAUACAAAUGUGUGCAGGGAACAAAGAGCAUAAUGUCUUUUUAUGUCUGUCAGGUUGUUAUAUAAGGAGACAACUUGAUAAAAAGAAUAUAAUAUUCUUAUAAGUGGAGCUAUAAAAAYGUUUUCUUAGUGGAGUAUUUUUAGAAAUAAUUCUUUUAUAAAUGUGAUUCAAUUUUAAUCCCAUCACAAUAAGYGUUAUCUGUGACAUUUUAAUUUUUAGUAAAGAUAUUAAUAAUUAUAACUCUUCAUAUUUAACCUGUGAGACAACGUAUCAUACUUUAGUAAAAUCCAAAUGAAUGUCACUACAACAGUUUGGAAUAAAACCAAAACGAGUUUGAUAAUAGUAUUGCAAGUCCAUUAUAAGUCAACAAAGAACAACAUUUGAUAAGGCUAUAAGGUUAUGUCCAAAAUAAACUAUAGUUUUGUUAUUUGAAGAGGAUGAAUUAGUMUUUUACUGGUUAUCAGUGUGUUGAAAUUUGAAGGAUAAUUUUGUAGUAUAUGUUAUUCAUUACUAAGUUGAUAAAUUAUUGAUGUAGAAAUGUUCAAGCCAUAUAGAAAUCUUUUUGUGUUUUAACUGUUUGUGGUCUGUAUAACAAGAAAAAGGCUGGUUUCCACAGAGUAAAUUAUACUUUUAUCUUUUAUGUAGUGUGAAAACCAGCCAUUUGAGAAACAACUCUGUCAUUUAUCUGCAGAUAAGGCUUCSACAGUUUAAGUCUCACUGUAAAACASACCAGUACAUCGUUAAACUUGAAUUGUUGAUAGCUACAAUACAUAUAGUAUAGCUACAUUUAGAAUGUCUUACGUAAUUCAAAAAAUAAAAAUUCAAUCACUCACA
Molecule: messenger RNA, 2249 nt
Organism: Exaiptasia diaphana
Lineage: Eukaryota; Metazoa; Cnidaria; Anthozoa; Actiniaria; Aiptasiidae
Product: laminin-like protein epi-1
Exons: 3
Coding region: 208-1014 (268 amino acids)
Biological process (GO): axon guidance
Cellular component (GO): basement membrane
Molecular function (GO): extracellular matrix structural constituent
Source: RefSeq, a predicted model, not a curated record